AGCAGACUGCACCUUCGCCUCCUCCUCCGUAGAGAGAGAGAGAGUGAGAAAGAGAGAGAGAGAGAGAGAGAGAGAGAGAGAGAGAGAGAGAGAGAGAGAGAGAGAGAGAGAGAGGUACCACUGGGCUGUUUGAUCGAGAAGAGGCUGCGAUUGUUUCCGUAGGCCUAUCUAACAGGUAUUUACCGGGAAAGGUUUGGUUGCACUCAGCAUCUCCUCUCACAACGCGGUGAUUGUUAUCAGAUGACAAGGAGAAAAUCGAUGAGUAGCCACAACACCGACCAGAAGAUGUGUGUAAGGUCGGUGGAAAGAAAAGAGUGAUGACUCGGCAGUGAGGGACAUGCUCACAGCGCUCAACCCAUGAGCUCCUCUGAUAGAGACAAAAAAGAGGGGGAGAUGCUCUGAUAGUCUCUCUGUUUACGGUGUGUGACAGUGUAUGACCGUAUUCUCCCUCUCUCUGAGGGGAACAGGCACUAACGAAGGCACCGAUAUGGUUCUCACACUGAACCCCUCAUUUCUCUAACACACACACACCAUUGAAGGAAGACAGUGGAGGAGGAACGAGGAGAGACCAAGACUAGAAGAUAGAAGACUAGAAUUAGGAACACUUGGAGCUCUAUAAGGAGCCAGCUCCCUCACUCGACUGGCAGACAGAGGAACACCUAUGGAGGGUAUAGGGUGCUACUAACGAGGCUAAGAAGACUGUUGGGUGCUAGGAAGGGCCCUAGGAGGACUGUAGGGUGCUACAAAGGGUCCUAAGAAGACUUAAGGGUGCUCUCAAGGGUGUUUGCGCCAUGAGCUGUAGAGCAGUUUGUGCUGCCCAGCUCUAGCCUUUGUGUGUGCGUGUGUGUGCGUUGUGUGUAUGUGUUUGCGCGUGUGUGUGAUGGCGGUGUGUGUGUGGGCCGCGGCCCCCCUACUGUGUGUUUGGCUUUGCCUCUGUAGCCUUGGAGGAUCCAGAGGGGAGGUGCUAGAGUUUGGGGGGGUGUCGGGACAGUGGGGGCGGUUCCCGGUGUGGAACGCGUGCUGCGAGAGUAUCCUGUCGUUCAGAGUUAGAACUCACAGUGAGGACGGACUGCUGCUUUACCUUGACGACGAAGGAUUCUGCGACUUCUUGGAACUGUUGUUGCUACGUGGGAAACUCCGCCUACGAUUCUCCAUCUUCUGCGCCGAGCCGGCUGAGGUGAGUUCCGGGGUCGCCGUGAGCGAUGGACACUGGCAUGCCGUUCAUGUGAAACGGGACUGGAGGAACACAAGCCUUGAGGUGGAUGGAAGGAUGGAGGGAUGGGCGGAGGUGAAGAGCAAACGGAGAGACAUGACAGUGUUUAGCCACACCUUUAUGGGCGGGGUUUCCCCAGAGCUCCACGCCUCCCCUCUCCGCCUCACUUCCCCUGAUGUCAGAGACCAUGCCCCCUUUUCUGGCUGGCUCACUGCGGUGACCGUCAAUGGAUCGGCGGUUGUAUUGGAAGGAUCGGAGGGCGUUACUGUGGGGGGAGAUGGGUGUGGGCCGGACCACGUGUGUCAGAAUGGAGGGGUGUGUUCUGUCGUCGAGCAGAGGGCCGUCUGCGACUGUACCGACACCGGCUACAAAGGCAACGACUGCAGCGAAGAACACUACAACCCAGGUCUGGCUCACCUGAUGAUCGGCGACCAAGGAAAGCUCAGAGCCCGUGAGGACUACUUAGCAACAUUUAAGGGAUCAGAGUAUUUCUGCUAUGACCUGUCUCCCAGCCCCAUCCAGUCCUCCAGCGAUGAGAUCACCCUGAGCUUUAAGACCCUGCAGAGGAACGGCCUGAUGCUCCACACAGGCAAGUCGGCUGACUACGUCAACCUGGCCUUAAAGAACGGAGCCGUGUCACUGGUCAUCAACCUGGGGUCCGGGGCUUUCGAGGCCCUGGUGGAGCCGGUUAACGGGAAGUUUAACGAUAACGCCUGGCACGAUGUCAAGGUCACGCGCAACCUGAGACAGCACUCAGGCAUUGGACACGCUAUGGUGACAAUCUCUGUGGACGGCAUUCUGACCACUACGGGCUACACCCAGGAAGACUACACCAUGUUGGGCUCAGAUGAUUUCUUCUACGUGGGAGGAAGUCCCAGUACUGCCGACCUCCCUGGAUCUCCUGUUAGCAACAACUUCAUGGGCUGCCUCAAAGAGGUGGUGUAUAAGAACAAUGAUGUACGGUUGGAGCUGUCUCGGCUGGCUAAGCAGGGAGAUGCUAAGAUGAAGGUGAGCGGUAUAGUGGCGUUUAAGUGUGAGAGUGUGGCAACCCUCGAUCCUGUGACCUUUGACACCCCAGAGUCGUUUGUGGCAUUGAGCAAGUGGAGCGCCAAGAAGGCGGGGUCAAUCUCCUUUGACUUCAGAACGACAGAACCCAACGGAUUGAUGCUCUUCAGCCACGGGAAACCACGACAGCAGCAACGCAAAGACCCCCGCACACCCCCCACCCUAAAGUUGCCGUUACUGUUGCAGGUGGAUUUCUUUGCCAUCGAGAUGCUGGACGGUCACCUGUACUUGCUGCUGGACAUGGGCUCAGGAACCACCAAGACCAAGGCCAUCGACAGGAAGGUCAACGAUGGGGAGUGGUACCACGUCGACUUCCAGAGGGAUGGACGCUCAGGUACUAUCUCAGUGAACUCACAGCGUACAGCGUACACGGCUCCAGGGGACAGUGAGAUUCUAGACCUGGAUGAUACUCUGUACCUGGGAGGAUUACCCGAGGACCGCCAAGGACUCAUCUUCCCUACUGAGGUGUGGACAGCGUUGUUGAACUACGGCUAUGUGGGCUGUGUGAGAGACCUGUUUGUGGACGGUCAGAGUAAGGACAUCCGUCGUCUGGCUGAGGCUCAGAGGGCUGUAGGGGUUAAACCCUCCUGCUCCAGAGAGCCUCCUAAACAGUGUCUGUCCAACCCCUGCCAACACAGCGCCACCUGCAGGGAGGGCUGGAACAGAUAUGUGUGUGACUGCUCUGGGACUGGAUACCUGGGACGGGCCUGUGAGAGAGAUGCGACCAUCCUGUCCUAUGAUGGUAGUAAAUUUAUGAAGGUCCAGUUGCCCGUAGCGAUGCACACGGAGGCGGAGGACGUGUCACUACGGUUUCGCUCCCAGCGAGCCUACGGUGUUCUCAUGGCAACAACAUCACGGAACUCAGCCGACACGCUCCGACUGGAGCUGGAUGGGGGCCGUGUCCGCCUUACUGUCAACCUAGACUGUAUCAGGAUUAACUGUACCGCCAGUAAGGGUCCAGAGACCAUCUUUGCGGGGGUGGGGCUGAAUGAUAAUGAGUGGCACACGGUCAGAGUGGUGCGUCGUGGGAAAAGCCUCAAACUCACCGUCGACGACCUGCAACCUGUAGAAGGUCAGAUGGCAGGCGACCACACCCAGCUGGAGUUCCACAACGUGGAGACAGGCAUUGUGACAGAGAAGCGCUUCAUGCCCGCUGUGCCCUCCAACUUCAUAGGGCACCUGCAGGGCCUCACCCUCAACGGGAUGCCUUACAUAGACCUCUGUAAGAAUGGUGACAUCGACUAUUGCGAACUGAAUGCUGUGAUUGGUUAUAAGAGCAUCGUGGCGGACCCGGUUACGUUCAGGUCACGGUCGAGCUACGUGACCCUGCCCACGCUCCAGGCUUACUACUCCAUGCACCUGUUCCUCCAGUUCAAAACCACCUCACCUGACGGACUUAUACUCUACAACAGAGGAGACGGAAACGACUUUAUAGUGUUGGAGCUGGUCAAAGGCUACCUCCACUAUGUGUCCGACCUGGGGAACGGUGCUCACCUGAUCAAAGGGAACUCAAACUCUCCUCUGAAUGACAACCACUGGCACAACGUGCUCAUAUCCAGAGACACCAACAACCUGCACACUGUUAAGAUAGACACUAAGGUCACUACACAGACCACUAUGGGAGCCAAGAACCUGGAUCUCAAAGGUGACCUGUACGUAGGGGGAGUGGCUAAGGAGAUGUACCGGGACCUUCCCAAGCUCGUCCACUCCCGCGAAGGCUUCCAGGGUUGCUUAGCAACCAUUGACCUCAACGGCCAACUACCCGACCUGCUGGCCGAUGCUCUAGCUACCACCGGACAAGUGGAGAGGGGCUGUGAAGUUGCAUUGAUGAAAGCUGACUUGCAAGGUCCCAGUACUACUUGUCAGGAAGACUCUUGCUCCAAUCAGGGCGUGUGUUUGCAGCAGUGGGAGGGAUUUAGCUGUGAUUGCAGUAUGACAUCAUUCGGAGGACCGCUCUGCAAUGACGCGGGGACCACAUAUAUCUUUGGUCGUGACGGGGGUGUGAUUGUGUACACCUGGCCUCCUAACGAGCGCCCCAGUACACGGGCUGACCGGCUGGCGCUGGGCUUCAGCACACAGCAGAAACACGCUACGCUGCUACGGGUCGACAGUGCCUCGGGACUGGGGGACUAUCUACAGCUACAGAUAGAUAAAGGAAAUAUUAGAGUAGUGUUUAACGUGGGAACAGAUGACAUCAACAUUGAAGAGACUGCUAAAUUCGUUAAUGAUGGGAAGUACCACAUAGUUCGGUUUACCCGCAGCGGAGGCAACGCAACCCUGCAGCUGGACGACCUGCCAAUCAUAGAGCGUUACCCCUCAGGCAACAUUGAUAACGAGCGCCUGGCCAUCGCUAGACAGAGAAUCCCCUAUCGACUCGGUCGAGUAGUUGACGAUUGGCUACUCGACAAAGGCCGCCAGCUGACCAUCUUCAACAGCCAGACGACAGUGACGGUGGGAAGAGGAAAGGAAGCAGGUCAGUUCCAGGGUCAGAUGGCCGGUCUCUACUACAACGGACUGAAGAUACUCAACAUGGCCGCCGAAGGACACGCCCACAUCCGCCUGGAGGGCAGCACACGAUUGGUUGGGGACAUGCCCUCCUCCAUCACGCCCCAAUCCAGCGCUGCCGCCGGGGCAAACCGAUCAGACCCUGCCGCCAAUGCCGGCGACAUCACCACGACAACCGCCACAAACAGGAAGCAAGGAGGAGGAACUACGCAGCAGUCAACAGACGACCUGCUGGUGGCGUCAGCUGAGUGUCCCAGUGAUGACGAGGACAUUGACCCAUGUGACCCCAGCUCUGCAGCCCACCCCCCUCUCCCGGAGGUCAAACCGUUCCCGGGGACAUCAGAGGUAGUGAGGGAGUCCAGCAGCACCACAGGCAUGGUGGUGGGCAUCGUGGCAGCCGCCGCCCUCUGCAUCCUCAUCCUACUCUACGCCAUGUAUAAGUACCGUAACCGCGACGAGGGCUCGUACCACGUGGACGAGAGCCGCAACUACAUCAGUAACUCUGCCACCCAGCCUAAUGGCAGCACCAAGGACAAGCCGCUGGGCAUCGCCAAGAUCUCCAAGAAUAAGAAGAACAAAGAUAAGGAGUACUACGUGUGAGGAGGGGGGGGGACACCCUAAUGACAUUUAUAUAUACACAUCUACACUUAUACAGACAUAUGCACACAUACAGGAGGACAUGCUCUGAGACACACACAUACACACACAGAAAAGAAAAGAAAAACACACAGAGACAAAGAGACUGUCAUGAGGGCAGAGACCCAUACUGUACAGUAAUAAUAACCACUAACCACAGCCUCUCUGUGUGAGGCCUGUGUUCGACCAGAUUAACCGGUAUAACAAGCAGAGGAACCACCAGAUAGACUCCUAGUAAAGGACCAGUUUAUGACAAGUAAAGGACCAGUAAAGAGCAGUUAUUUUAAAGGACCAGUCCCCUGUCUCUCCCUGCUAUAAACUGUCCUGUAGACUGGGAAAGAACACAGAGAACGCUAGUCUUCUUUCAUACGGAGUCACAAUCAGUAUAUCCAGAUUAACACCCUGAUAAACUCUCAGUUACAAUUGGGUGUAAGGCUGGUGUUGUCCAAUGGGGGAACACCAGAUUACCUGAACCCUGCCCCUAACCCCAGCCCACCAGUCAGCAGAAUGGACAUUACCGCGGCAAUAAGACAGGAAGAGUCACAACCACCAGGGUUGCCAUGGUGGCUCUGUUUGCCGACUUGCUGGGGAGGGACGGAGUAGGGGGUGUACGUGGAAAAAGGAGCUGUGUGUGUUUGAAGUGUUGCUGGGACAUUUAUUUUACAACUUUAUACAACGUACGUUACAACGUUGUAUCAACCCACCAAGACUAUGAAGACAAGAGAGACUUUGACUCUGGAGAGGAGACCAGACACCAGAACUACCUACCUACCUACACAUAACACACACACACACAUACACACACACCUCUUACAACACCACCAGAGCUUCAUUACCAGAGCUUCAUCACUGACCGGUGGCAAUGAUAUCUGCGAUAAUGAUGAUAUUAUUAUGAUAAUGCUGAAGUCGAUGAAGAAGAAAAAGAAGAAUGAUGAUGAACAUGUGGGCAGUUUAGACUCUUUGGGGAAAUUGUUGCACGUUGAAUUAUCUUACUCCAUGUGUUUCUAACAGAGCAGAGACUACAUGGGUUACUCCUAAACCCACCACAACCAUAACCAACCACCUGGCUCACCAAAGCCUACCACAUGAUAAUAAACUACUACCUGGCUUAUAUACAUUCACUUCAAUGUAAUAAACUUAAUUUACACCCGAGGGACAAUUAUUACUGGGCUUAAUAGUGACAGACAGACAACACAUAACAGGAUAAGAUAACUUCAGAACUAACAUCAUAUAGCAAUCAUCAAUAAGAAGACAGGACAAAUGCUGUACACAACUUUCCAUCGCCUCCAACACACAGCAGAUACAACUGACUAACAGAGUGUGACCAGGCUCCAUGGUCUCUGAGAGCCAGGGUGGUGUGUUUGAUUUGGGUUGCGGUUUAGUGAGUAACCCUGGUGUAAAGGCUGGGUAUGUCCCCUGCAACAGGGCCAGCCCUGUUUUAAAGCCUGUCCUAUAGACGACUAUACGUGCUCUGAUGAACGUUUUAUAUUUUAAAAAAAAAUGUCUGUAAAAUAAUCGAAAACAGAAUAUUAAGUGUUAUCAUGUGUUUCUAUAAUGAUAGAGCUGUUCAUGAUGCCAUUGGCUAAUAUAAUUUGAGUUGCUUUACUUUCAUUGGCCCUCCCUCUCCGAGCAUCCUGUGUGUUCACAUUGGUUGAUUGUCCCGCUAAUUGUCCAGGUGAUCAAUCCCAGCCAGGCAGGAGUGGUGGGGGGGGUGGGGGGCGGGCUCUGUGGAGAAGGUUGAGGGUGUGACUAUGAUGUCAUUCAGUGCAUGUAAGACUGUGUAGGUCUCAAAUGGCACUCUUUUCCUCUAAUAGUGCACUACUUUAAACCAGAGUCCUAUGUUGCUAACCCUAAACCUACGUGGAUCAAAAGUAGUGAACAGGAAAUAGGGUGUAAUUUGAGACACAUACCAACUGUAAGAACAGAACAGAUAGAAAUUCACUGUCCAGAACAGGCAGUAGUCUCCAUAGUGUCUAAUCUGGCCAUUGUAUUUCUAUCUCCUGUCAGCAAGCACGCUCCCCCAGGUCUUCCAAGCAAUAUUGCCAACCAAUCACAUGCAUGGGAAUCAGACUGGGGGCGGGACAUAAAGCAUUAAAGACAUAGUGAUAAAACCUAAAAAUUAGCCAGAAAAAUGUAACUAAUUGAUUCCUUCGCUCCUACUCUUUAUCUAUCCCUUUAUUCUUAUUUCUCUCUGUUCCUCUCUCCCUCUAGUCGACGCCUCUCUUCCUCUCUCUCUUUCUCCCUUUCUCCUCUCUGUUUCUAUCUGAAGUAAAGGAGGAGCAUUGAACUGUGGUAUUCUUCAUCUAAGUGUUCAUUUAGCCUUUUAAUUUUAUAUAUAUAUAUAUAUAUAUAUAUAUAUAUAUAUAUAUAUAUAUAUAUAUACAAUUUUUCUACAGUAUUUUACUUUUAUUUUUAUUGUUACAGUUCUUUGAA
Messenger RNA from Coregonus clupeaformis (lake whitefish), 7852 nucleotides. RefSeq names its product neurexin-1a. The record is from RefSeq and is a predicted model, not a curated record. Lineage: Eukaryota; Metazoa; Chordata; Actinopteri; Salmoniformes; Salmonidae. The transcript has 29 exons. The coding region runs from base 860 to 5383 and encodes 1507 amino acids.